GAGCCAACAUGGAGCCCGACCGUGGCAGGAGCUGUCAUGGGCUGCUCCGUGCUGCAGCGGGGAUGUGGAAGCUUCACAGUGAUGGAGACACGGCCAUGUCGCCCCACAGCCACGCCAGGACCUUUCCUUGCCCUCAGAGUAUCCCUAGGCUGUGUCAUCUCCAUUUGCUGGAGCUGGGCUGAGAUGGCGAGCCGGGCACUGAGUGCCCUGCGCCUCACGGCCGCGUCCCGGCCGCCGCUCGCCACCUGUGUCCGCAGCAAUUCCAACCGCGCCGCCAUCUCCCACCUGCACCGGCAUCUCUACGGCCGCCUGUACCCCGUGCUGCUGGUCAGCACCGACGGCUCCACCGUCCGCCUCCGCUACCGCGAGCCCAAGAGGAUCCUCAUGAUGCCCCUGGACAGCAGCACACUGCCCGAAGCCGAGCGCAAGGCUCGUCUGCGCCGGCACUUCCCCAGCAAGCUUAAGGCCAAGGAGGAGGAAACCUUCGAGGGCAUCGACCUGGACACCUACAAGAAGUUCUGGAAGAAGUGAAGCGCUAAAACCAGAAAUGUAUAAAUCCAUAAAUAAAUAAAUAUAAGUACA
Messenger RNA from Parus major (Great Tit), 582 nucleotides. It is a transcript of the gene MRPL55, whose product is annotated as mitochondrial ribosomal protein L55. Gene Ontology annotation, molecular function: structural constituent of ribosome. Gene Ontology annotation, biological process: translation. Gene Ontology annotation, cellular component: mitochondrial large ribosomal subunit. The transcript is spliced from 3 exons. Lineage: Eukaryota; Metazoa; Chordata; Aves; Passeriformes; Paridae. The coding region runs from base 37 to 531 and encodes 164 amino acids. The record is from RefSeq and is a predicted model, not a curated record.